Molecule: messenger RNA, 1891 nt
Organism: Effrenium voratum
Lineage: Eukaryota; Dinophyceae; Suessiales; Symbiodiniaceae
Source: the annotation of a GenBank genome assembly
AAGCAACAUAUUUUUCUCCUAGCUUGCCGCCUUCCGCAUGCCGGCCGGAAUGGCCAUGACGGACUUCAAGUUCCGUGAGGCGAUGCUGAGCUGCUUUGAGCUGAUGGCCACACACGAGGCCAACCAGGAGGGUGUUGCCUUGCUCUUCCUUCUGGGGGUGCUGAUGACGGCAAGGGGCUUCGCAGUCAUGAAGACUCUCUUCGUGUCUUCCUUUAGCCUGACUUUGACCAUCCGCUUAUGCGUAGUGGCAAGCCAGGAAGCCUGGACCCUGGUGGGCCUGCUGUGUGCCUUGAUGGUGCUGCCUUGCGCGGUCAUUGUGGCUGACCGCCUCUACCCCGUCUUCGCCUUCGCCCUUGGCUGCUGCUUCGGCGCCGGCGCCGUGGUUGUCCUCAGAGUUCCCCUCGGCUUGGCUUCUGAGCAGAUCUUUCUAGGCUUCCAGAUCGCUUUGGGCAUUUGCUCAGGCGCCGCGCUGCUGCAGCUGCGCAUGCUGGGCUGGCGCCUCAGCACCCCGCUGCUGGGGGGUCUCCUGGUGGCCGCGAGCCUGCGCUUUGCCGCGAACGCGGCUUUGGGCGACAGUCUUGAAUCCUUUCUGGAUUUCCUGCGCAUCGAUGGGGAUCUAUCGGAUCCGAUCUACGUGCUUUUCCUUUGCACCUGGGGCAUCUGUAGCCUGCUGGGCUGGUUCUCACAAUUCAGCCGCUUCAUGGGCCUGGAGGACCCCUGCGCGCUGCCAAAGCCGCUGGUGGAGCUCUUGAAGCGAGCGCAGGAGUGCCUUCCCUUCUUCUCCGACAGCGGGGAGGAAUUUGCGGAGCGCCUAUUGCCAGAGUGGAAGGACGCCCACGAGCCCUUCCUGGCCAAGCCCAAGAUCUCAGCCGCACGACACUACGAGACCGCCGUCAUCCUUGUGAUCUCGGUCCUUGCGGUGCUACUGCUGAGCUGUUUGAUAGUCAGCCGUCCGAUGCUUGUGGGGCACAUUGUGCUCAUGUCUUUUGCCUUCGUCCCGCUGGUGAAUGCAGGCAUGCUGAGCUAUGCGCCCGCGCUGCGGCAUCAAGACAGGAACCCCUGGCUGCGGCAUAUGAACCAUGCCAGCUUCAACAUCAUGGCGUUGCUGUGCGCAUUGGGCGGCUACUUGUGUAUGCAGUUGGACGGCGACCGGCAGACUUCUGAGACCAUGCCAGAGCGGACUUUGUCCUUGCUACAUGUGUGGCUUGGGUACGCCGUGUUGGGGAUGUUCUUCAUCCUCACCUUCACCGGGGUUGUGAAACUUGUCGCCACCUUGGGCGAUGGCAACAGCUCUAGCGAGCUAUCGCUGCCGGCGGCGUUUCAUGGGCGCCUCGGGAAGUGGACGUAUGGACUCGCCGCGGCCACCCAGAUCUCGGGAUACUUCAUGAAAGACGUGAUGCCUCGCGGGGCUGCGAUGAUGAUGACAAGCAUCCUCAUAGCAGUGUCUGCAGCCACUUGCCAGCAGAUGCGGAACCGGACGCAGAAGGAAGGCGACCAACCUGCUGUAGAGGACGUCCUUCCAAUCAAGGUGGCUAGCGCCAGCUCGGCGCUCACCAGAAUGAACAGCGACACGACGGUGCGCACUGCCUCGUCGAGCAGCGGAAAGCCACUGCUUCUCUCGAGGAGUCCAAUACCUUCGUUCAACAAGACUCUGGUGGACAAGCUGAAAUUCAGACAGUUCGAGGCAUUGCUGACGCUCUACUUCAGCCGUUGGCAGCGAAAUGUGCAGUCUAUCCGUAUCUCCUGCGCCAACGCUGAGAUCAACAGUUCCUCCAACCUUGUGGAUUUCUUGUCCUCAGCGAUCGUGUCAGCCGAAUCGGCUCGACAGCUGUGAACGGCGUUACCCAGACCUCCAGUCAAACGAGUGAGUUGUUCUUCGUUUUGGGCGGAA